AUGACUGUUGUAUCCCGUGAGAACCAGGACGAGACUGUGGUAGUUGCUCCCCUGUACCAAGAUGAUUGCGACGUGGAGCUGGGCGAUCAGGAGUGUAGCGAGAGGGUCGUCAUCAACAUCUCCGGGCUGCGGUUCGAAACUCAACUGAAGACCCUCGCGCGCUUUCCCUCUACACUCUUGGGAGACCCACGUAAAAGGAUGCGCUUCUUCGAUCCUUUGAGAAAUGAGUACUUUUUCGACAGGAAUAGACCCAGCUUUGAUGCCAUCCUUUAUUAUUACCAGUCUGGAGGAAGGCUUAGGAGACCUGUCAACGUUACCAUGGACAUUUUCAUGGAAGAAAUAACAUUUUAUGAAAUCGAAGAGGAGGCCAUAGAGAUGUUCAAAGAAGAUGAAGGUAUGAUCAGAGAGGUGGAACGUCCGAUGCCUGACAACGAGUUUCAGCGCCACAUGUGGUUGUUGUUUGAGUACCCGGAGAGCUCGGGGCCUGCCCGGAUGAUCGCUGUUGUAUCAGUCAGUGUGAUUUUGAUAUCCAUAGUGAUCUUCUGUUUGGAGACUUUGCCACGGUUCAGGGAAGAUCACAGCACAGACCUACAACUCAGUAAUCACCUCACCAAGAAUGGGACUACUCAACACAAAAAAACCAAUCUGUUGACAGACCCGUUUUUCAUAGUUGAGUCACUUUGCAUCGUGUGGUUUUCCUUUGAAUUUCUCAUGAGGUUUUUAUCGUGCCCCAGCAAACCGGGUUUCUUCAAAAACGCCAUGAACGUCAUCGACAUCUUAGCGAUUGCUCCUUAUUUCAUCACCCUUGGCCUUGACCUCGCAGAGCUACAGGGACCGGGAAGCGAGCAGGCCACGUCGUUAGCCAUACUCAGAGUCAUCCGUUUGGUUCGAGUCUUCAGGAUUUUCAAACUUUCCAGGCACUCCAAGGGUCUCCAAAUCUUGGGUCAGACACUCAACGCCAGCAUCAGCGAACUAGGGCUUUUGAUAUUCUUUCUUCUCAUAGGGGUUAUUCUGUUCUCCAGCGCCGCUUACUUUGCAGAGGCAGACGACCCUGAAUCGGGAUUCACGAGUAUCCCCGCCGCAUUUUGGUGGGCGGUGGUGUCCAUGACUACGGUUGGAUAUGGAGACAUGUGCCCAGUUACUAUUGGCGGCAAAAUAGUGGGAUCUUUGUGUGCCAUCGCCGGAGUGCUGACCAUAGCCCUACCUGUCCCUGUCAUCGUUUCCAAUUUUAAUUACUUCUAUCACAGAGAACGUAAUGAUGCGGAAACCGCCGUGUAUACCCACGUGACUUGUGGUCAACAGAACGCUUCAUUUGGGGAAUUCAAAUCGACCAGCGACAGCAAACAGUCCCUCGCCAAAUCAGAGUACAUUGAAGAUGAUUCUUUCGAGACUAUCAGAUUUACUAACUUCAGCCCAUUUGAACAUUACACUGGCAAGCUGACGGAUGUAUGAAAAAACAAGCAUCUGCCUAGCUGAGCAGAAAAACCUAUCUCGGUGAGUAGCCAGCCUGAGUACAUUUACGCGCGCUUUUACGCAAUAUCUCUUUUACUCUCAAUAGUUUGAAUUAAUUUGUUGGAUACCUUCAGUUGGCCUAUAGCUUCAUCACAGUCAGUGUCCGGCCUAUGUGUAUGUUUGAAUAAUUACGCGCGGUUUUACGCACGCUAUUACGCACAGUGUUUGUUGACAUAUCAUCUUAAAAUAGCUGGAAUUAAUUUGUUUGACAGCUUCAAUAGGCCUAAAACUGUAUUACAGGUCAAUAGCAUACAGUGUUCAGUGGCCACAACAACUUUUAAAACUGGGUUGCUUUUGGAUAGUUUAUAGAAUUUCUGAACUCGGAGCGCCACUGUGUGGUUGAAACGCAGUCGUGCAGCAGAUGCUUCUCAGGUAAAACAUUCAAACAGCUAUUUCCGUUAUCUGAACAGUGUGCAAGACGUUGCUGAUUAUCAAGUGUGUGCGUUGUUUACUUAUGACUGUGCAUAAAUUGUCCCUAAAAACGUGUUAGUGACAUUUUGGACAGAAGUGAUGGAAUGUCACCAUACAAAAAAAAAAACAUUCUCGUCUUUUUACUUCCAGGUCAAAGACCAUUGCCUUUCUGCUCCAGUUGAAACGAAAUGCAGGCUUAUUCCAGAUAUACUUGUAACUUGAAAAAGUGAAGAUAGAGAACAAAAAAACGCACAUGACAUGUCUCCAUGAACUAUUGGCCAGCAAUGUGAGAUUACAGGUGCUGCUACAUCAUCCAAUGGAGAGCUCUGCAUUUAGGAAACGGAUCAUCUUUGAAAAUCAAUGAACCUUUCAAAGUAUUUUGCAAUGUAUUCAAUGAACUCUGAAAGAACUACUGUAGAUAUCCUGUCGUGUAUUGUUGUAAAUAGGCCUGUAUUGUAAAUUCGAUCCUUGUGCUCAGCUCAGAAUCUUAAUGCGAACAUAUCUUGCUCUGUGUGCCUUUAUGUGGAUGAUUUCAAAGGAACUAUUUGUGUAGUCCUUUAUUUUAUUUAACUAUUUAUUGUACAGAAAUUCCGAUUUUGCUAGAAACGUUUCUUGGGAAGCUAGUUUUAAAAUAACUUACCCAUAGGAAUCUUAUUAAGUCUGCAUGUAAGGAGACAUCAAUUGUGCUAAAAAAAUGUCAUGAAGAUAUAUUUCUAUUUUUGUAAGAUUGUAAAAAUGUAUGUGAACUUUUGAACAAUAUUUUUUAAUAAAUGCCUAUUAUUUUUCAGAAAAGACUUCAAUGUGUCCUUUAUUGUUAUUGUUCUGGGUGGACCUUUACACACAGUGGCAAUGAGGCCCUUUAUCUACACUGAACAAAAAUAUAAACGCAAAAUGCAACAAUUUCUAAGAUUUUACUGAGUUACAGUUAAUAUUUUUUAUAUUAUUUCUAUUUAACCUUUAGUUAACUAGGCAAGUCAGUUAAGAACACAUUCUUAUGUACAAUGACGGCCUACCAAAAGGCAAAAGGCCUCCUGCAGGGACGGGGGCUGGGAUUAAAAUAUAAAUAAAUAUAUAUAUAUAAAUAUAGGACCAAACACACAUCACAACAAGAGAGACAACACAACACUACAUAAAGAGAGACCUAAGACAACAGCAUAGCAUGGCAGCAACUUACGACAACACAGAAAGGUAGCAACCCAACAUGAAAACAACAUGGUAGCAAUAUAUAAGGAAAUCAGUCAAUUUAUAUAAAUUCAUUAGGCCCUAAUCUAUGGAUUUCACAUGACUGGUCACAGAUACCUUUAAAAAAAGGUAGGGGCGUGGAUCAGAAAACCAGUCAGUAUCUGGUGUGACCACCAUUUGCCUCAUGCAGCGUGACAAAGCUGCUUCACAUAUAGUUGAUUGUGGCCUGUGGAAUGUUGUCCCACUCCUCUUCAAUAGCUUUGUGAAGUUUCUAGAUAUUGGCGGGAACUGGAGCGCGCUGUCGUACACGUCGAUUCAGAGCAUCCCAAAUCUGCUCAAUGGGUGACAUGUCUGUUGAGUAUGCAGGCCAUGGAAGCACUGGGACAUUUUCAGCUUCCAGGAAUUGAGUACAGAUCCUUGCGACAUGGGGCUGUGCAUUAUCAUACUGAAACAUAAGGUGAUGGCGGCGGAUGAAUGGCACAACAUUGGGCCUCAGGAUCUGAUCUCUGUGCAUUCAAAUUGCCAUUGAUAAAAUACAAGUGUGUUCGUUGUCCGUAGCUUAUGCCUGCCUGCCUGCCCAAACCACAACCCCACCGCCUCCAUGGGGCACUCUGUUCACAACGUUGACAUCAGCAAACCGCACGCCCAAGCGACGCCAUGCACGUUAAUCCGUGAAGAGCACACUUCUCCAGCGUGCCAGCGGCCAUCGAAGGUGAGCGUUUGCCCACUGAAGUCAGUUACGACGCCGAACUGCAGUCAAGUCAAGACCCUGGUGGGAACGACGAGCAUGCAGAUGAGCUUCCCUGAGACGGUUUCCGACAGUUUGUACAGAAAUUCUUCGGAUGUGCAAACCCACAGUUUCAUCAGCUGUCCAAGUGGCUGGUCUCAGACGACCCUGCAGGUGAAGUAGCCGGAUGUGGAGGUCCUGGGAUGGCGUGGUUACAUGUGGUCUGCGGCUGUGAGGCCGGUUGGAUGUACUGACAAAUUCUCUAAAAUGACGUUGGAGGCAGCUUAUGGUAGAGAAAUAAACAUUAAAUUCUCUGGCAACAGCUCUGGUGGACAUUCCCGCAGUCAGCAUGGCAAUUGCACUCUCAAAACUUGAGACAUCUGUGGCAUUGUGUUGUGUGACAACAUUUUAGAGUGGCCUUUUAUUGUCCCCAGCACAAGGUGCACCUGUGUAAUGAUUAUGCUAUUUAAUCAGUUCUUGAUAUGCCACACCUGUCAGGUGGAUGGAUUAUCUUGGGAGAAGAGAAAUGCUUACUAAUAGGGAUGUAAACAAAUUUGUGCACAAAAUCUUUUAUUUCAGCUCAUAUAUUUAUAUUAUGUUCAGUGUACUUCCCCAGAGUCAGAUGAACUCGUGGAUACCAGUUUUAUGUCUCUACGUGUAGUUUGAAGGAAGUUGCUAACUAGCGUUAGCAAAAUUGAGUUUGAAUACAUUUUUAUUUUUACAGGGACAUUGCACAUUAAUCAACGUUUCAGUAAAAGUGCCGGUUUUAGCCAGCCGGGUAAUUUUAAACUGCAGUCCCUGGGCAGGUUAUUAAAAACAAUUACAAUAACAAUACAGACAAACAAUUAGCAGUGAGCACAUGCAGAGCAACAUAGAACAAGCAGACAGAGCAAUAGCACAAAAAGCAACAAAACACAAUACAGUGCCUUCGGAAAGUAUUCAGACCCCUUUACCUUUUCCACAUUUUGUUAUGUUACAGCCUUAUUCUAAAAUUGAUUUUAAAAUAUUAUAAUCAGCAAUCUGCACACAAUACCCCAUAAUGGAAUGCGAAAAGAGGUUUGCAGAACAUUUUGCAAAUUUAUUUAAAGUAAAAAAACAGAAAUACCUUAUUUACAUUAGUAUUCAGACCCUUUACUAUGAGACUCGAAAUUGCGCUCAUGUGCAUCCUGUUUCCAUUGAUCAUCCUUGAGAUGUUUCUACAACUUGAUUGGAGUCCACCUGUGGUAAAUUCAAUUGAUUGGACAUGAUUUGGAAAGGCACACACCUGUCUAUAGAAGGUCCCACAGUUGACAGUGCACAUCAGAGCAAAAACCAAGCCACGAGGUCGAAGGAAUUGUCCGUAGAGCUCCGAGACAGGAUUGUGUUGAGGCACAGAUCUGGGGAAGGGUACCAAAACAUUUCUGCAGCAUUGAAGGUCCCCAAGAACACAGUGGCCUCUAUCAUUCUUAAAUGGAAGAAGUUUGGAACCACUCUUCCUAGAGCUGGCCGCCCGGCCAAACUGCGCAAUUGGGAGAGAAGGGCCUUGGUCAGGUAGGUGACCAAGAACCCAAUGGUCACUCUGACAGAGCUCUAGAGUUCCUCUGUGGAGAUGGGAGAACCUUCCAGAAGGACAACCAUCUCUGCAGCACUCCACCAAUUAGUCCUUUAUGGCAGAGUGGCCAGACGGAACCACUCCUCAGUAAAAGGCACAUGACAGCCCGCUUGGAGUUUGCAAAAAGGCACCUAAAGACUCAGACCAUGACAAGCAAAAUUCUCUGGUCUGAUGAAACCAGGAUUGAACUCUUUGACAUGAAUGCCAAGCAUCACUUCUGGAGGAAACCUGGCACCAUCCCUACGGUGAAGCAUGGUGGUGGCAGCAUCAUGCUGUGGGGAUGUUUUUCAGCGGCAGGGACUGGGAGACCAGUCAGGAUCGAGGGAAAGAUGAACGGAGCAAAGUAGAGAGAGAUCCUUGAUGAAAACCUGCUCCAGAGCGCCCAGGACCUCAGACUGGGGUGAAGGUUCACCUUCCAACAGGACAACGACCCUAAGCUCACAGCCAAGACAAUGCAGGAGUGGCUUCGGGGACAAGUCUCUGAAAGUCCUUGAGUGGCCCAGCCAGAGCCCGGACUUGAACCCGAUCAAACAUCUCUGGAGAGACCUGAAAAUAGCCGUGCAGCAACGCUCCCCAACCAACCUGACAGAACUUGAGAGGAUCUGCAGAGAAGAAUGGGAGAAACUCCCCAAAUACAGGUGUGCCAAGCUUGUAGCGUCAUACCCAAGAAGACUCGAGGCUGUAAUCGCUGCCAAAUGUAAAGGGUCUGAAUACAUUUACAUUUAAGUCAUUUAGCAGACGCUCUUAUCCUGAGCGACUUACAAAUUUGUGCAUUCAACUUAUGAUAGACAGUGGGACAACCACCCAAUUUUAUAUUUUAUUGUUUGUUUUUUAGUUUUGUUUUUUAAAUUGGUGGGUGGGGGAGAGGGGGGGGGGGGUAGAGGCAUUACUUUUAUACUAUUCCAGGUAUUCGUUAAAGAGGUAGGGUUUCAAGUGUCUCCGGAUGGUGGUCAGUGACUCUGCUGUCCUGGCGUUGUGGGGGAGCUUGUUCCACCAUUGGGGUGCCAGAGCAGCGAAUAGUUUUGACUGAAAUAUAUUUUGAUUUAACACUUUUUUGGUUACUACAUGAUUUCAUAGUUUUGAUGUCUUCACUAUUAUUCUACAAUGUAGAAAAUAGUAAAAAUAAAGAAAAACCCUUGAAUGAGUAGGUUUUCUAAAACUUUUGACUGGUAGUGUAUAUAUAUAUAUAUAUAUAUAUAUAUAUAUAUAUAAUGUUUUUUUAUUCACAUCCAUAAAAAGUCCCCUACUUUUCAAAAGUAAUGAAAAUAUAUGUUAUUGUUUGUUUAAGCCUAUUAGACCAUUUUAAAAACACAUAGCAAAGGACAAUUUCAUGAAUAGAACAUUUAUUUCCAUUGUGUUCUAUAAAACAAGUGAACAGGUAUAGCUUAUCCCAAAUGAUCAGACACCGCCUUACGAUCACUCAUGCAGCCCUUCUAAAAAAAAAGUCAUCUCACUUCAUUGCCUUUGAAAAGCCGCCUGUCCUUGAAUGAACUCAGUGCAGCUUGAUGCAAAUCAAUCUUAAAACAGUAACCUGCGUGUUUCGUCCUAUCGAUUAGACUGACAGGACCAACACCAACAGAACGUUGCACCAUGCCGGAGGAAGGGCAGGGGGUGGAAUGUCAGGAGGAUAAUGAUCGAGCGGUCUGUUCUGAGACGCGGUGCUCGCGACCGCUGUCCAUGGUGCUGAAGCAAGCCACUCCUUGUUGUGCUGAAACGGUCUGCACCGCGGCCGCUCUUUCCGGCCAUUGGCCACUCACAGAAUUGAGCGGAGUUAGAAUAUGAACAGCUGAGUGUUGUAAUGUAAACUGUAUGAAGUAAUGACUGUGCCAAGUUAGACUACUCUGUCUCAGCCAUAUAAUAUUACUUUAUAAGUAGCCUAUCAUUAAUAUUAGGACCAUUGUUGAGUGUUUGGGAAAUAAUGAUUAAGAUACCGGCUCAUCACCCUCCAGCGGAGCAGAUAUUGCACCAGUGCUGGCACACACAAAUGCUCUUGUUUUUGUGCUGUAGAGAGCACUCGUGGCAGUAUAGCCACUCUGCAUUGCGUCGAACACCCCUACUCCCCCCCCCCCCUCCCCCCCUCUCUCUCUCUCUCUCUCUCGCUCUCUCACCGCUUCCCUCUAUCUUCUCCUCCACUCUCAUUGCAUGUGAAAUACCUAAGAACAAUAUACUGAACAUUAUUAAGAAAUUAUUAUAUCUUCACAUAAUCGAUUCCUCCCUCUGUGCCGGAUCGAGGAUAAUUGUUUUUAUAGAAUGCCCCUCAUCUUGUCUACUCGUAACAGGACAUUUCUGCUGAUGCGGUAAUGUCUGGAAAUGGCAAGGGUUCGCUUAUUGCCCCUUAAUGUAUCCCCCUCCCUGAAUUGCAGCAUAAUAAUUUAUCCUGCUCUAUAAGCCAUUCACACCGAAGUGCCCAACCGCACAAGCGGCUACAGGCUACAGAAGUUGCGGCUUACAGUUCGUUUUUCUCUCUUUUCCCAUCUUCACGUUUCUCUGACUCCAGCGUGAUUUUAUAUCGAAUGUCAAGAGACGGGAUCAAGAUGUAGACCAAUAAGACACUUAAGUUAUCCGAUACGAAUAGCUCAGACAGUGAUGUCUUUAGUGUUUUAGUCUAUACCAUGGCCUGCACAGCGGAAAGCUCCAAUGUGUUGCGGUGGGGUGCGUUGUGAAGUGUUAAUGUAUUAACACAUGCCAACAAAGCUACGGCAGUCCUGGCUGUCCUAGCCGUUGGAUGACUGUGCUGAGUCGUGGACAAGACGCAUUCCUUCAGGAUUCCUUCAAGAUCAUCCUGAGGUAAGCCUUGAAACGUGUGCACUCUGUCUGUCUGUCAUUUAUAGGGGUCGGGGGAAUCCUUCCAAUGCUAUUGUUAUAAUAUUACUAUUAUUUAGUGACUGUGACAGUAAAUUGGUAUUGUUUUCUAUGACUUUUAGUGCAUUUAACGCUGAAUUAUUUGCGUGAGGCAGCCUAUAGGCCUAGGCAAGUUUCAAACAGUGUAAUGCGACAAAACAUGCAUAAAAAUGUAAUAAGAUAACAUUUAUAUAUAUAUAUAUAUAUAUAUAUAUAUAUAUUUGCUAUAUAGGCUAUAUAUAACAAUUACCCUGUCAAUUAUAAUAUGCAUAUUCGAUUGCUUUAUGUCUAGAUUAUCACCAAUAAAACAAUAUAAUUUGCCCCUUUAGACGCUGAUAAAUAGACAGGAAAUAUAGCCUAGAGGCUAAAUAAAUAAAUAACUGGCAGAAAUUGCUGAGCUAGCAAAUAUCUCUGCUGUUCCUUCAAUCCAUUAUUUUCUUGUUUUUCUCUGACUGGGUAACAGAGGCAGCAGCAGCAGAUGCAGCGGAGAGCAGCAAUGGUCGAGUCAGCGAGAACAGCAGUGGAGCCGCACUGAGGCAAAGCAAGCUAGCCCCUUAUCUGGGGACUAGGACAACACAUAGGGGGAGAAGAAGAAGAGAAAUUGAGAAGGAAAUUGUAUCAACCCAAAACCUGAAUGCCGCCUGUUCAAUCAGAUUAACCGGAUAACCGGAAUUCCAAAAGUCCUUGGACCUACAAGAUGACCGUAGUGGCAGGAGAUAACAUGGAAGAGACUGCAGCCGUACCGGGGCACCCGCAGGACACAUACCCUCCCGACCAUGAAGACCACGACUGCUGCGAGAGGGUGGUCAUCAACAUAGCGGGGAUGCGGUUCGAGACGCAGCUCAAAACUCUCUCCCAGUUCCCCGAGACAUUGCUAGGCAACCCCAAGAAGAGGAUGCGCUACUUUGACCACCUGAGAAACGAGUAUUUCUUUGACAGAAACCGUCCCAGUUUCGAUGCCAUCCUCUACUAUUACCAGUCCGGGGGUAGGCUGAGAAGGCCCGUCAACGUCCCGUUGGAUAUGUUCUCGGAAGAGAUAAAGUUUUAUGAGUUGGGAGUGGAUGCCAUGGAGAAAUUCCGUGAGGAUGAGGGCUUCGUCAGGGAGGAAGAACGUCCUUUACCUGAGAAGGAGUUCCAGCGUCAGAUCUGGCUGCUUUUUGAACACCCAGAGAGCUCGGGUCCAGCCAGAGGGAUUGCUAUAGUAUCUGUAAUGGUAAUUCUGAUUUCCAUAGUCAUAUUUUGUUUAGAGACUUUACCCGAUUUGAAAGAAGACCCUAGGGGUCGGUUUAAGACUGUAGGGAACCAUACCUUUUACUACAAACCAAACAUCCUAACCGACCCUUUCUUCAUUAUUGAAACUCUUUGCAUUAUCUGGUUCUCGUUUGAGUUGUUAGUGCGUUUUUUCGCGUGUCCAAGCAAGGCAGUCUUCUCCAAAAACAUGAUGAACAUCAUCGAUAUAGUGGCCAUCAUCCCUUACUUCAUCACACUGGGCACGGAGCUGGCUGAGGACCCCGAAGACCAGGACGAGGGCAUGGGGGAGCAGGCAACAUCUCUGGCCAUCCUCAGGGUAAUCCGUCUGGUCAGAGUGUUUAGAAUCUUUAAGCUGUCACGACACUCCAAAGGAUUGCAGAUCCUGGGACAGACCCUCAAGGCCAGUAUGCGCGAGCUCGGAUUGCUGAUCUUCUUCCUUUUCAUCGGAGUCAUCCUCUUCUCCAGCGCGGUGUACUUCGCAGAGGCCGAGGAGAAAGGGUCGUACUUCGGCAGCAUACCGGAAGCUUUCUGGUGGGCCGUGGUGUCUAUGACAACUGUGGGCUAUGGGGAUAUGGUGCCUGUCACUAUAGGGGGCAAGAUAGUGGGUUCCCUUUGCGCCAUUGCUGGUGUGUUGACGAUUGCACUUCCAGUGCCUGUCAUUGUGUCCAACUUCAACUACUUCUACCAUAGGGAGACCGAGGGAGAGGAGCAGGCUCAACUCUUAAACGUUAGUGAACCAAACAUUAGUGAAAGCAACUCUAGUCGCCGCAGCUCGUCCGCUGUCAGCAAGUCAGAAUACAUGGAAAUUGAUGGAGACAUUAAUAAUAGCAUCGACAAUUUUAGAGAGGCAAACCUCAGAACUGGCAAUUGCACUCUAGCAAACCAAAACUGUGUAAAUAAAAGCAAGCUGCUUACAGAUGUGUAG
Coregonus sp. 'balchen' is the source of this 10440-nucleotide messenger RNA. The record is from the annotation of a GenBank genome assembly. NCBI's taxonomy places the organism in Eukaryota, Metazoa, Chordata, Actinopteri, Salmoniformes, Salmonidae.